Messenger RNA from Pseudophryne corroboree (corroboree frog), 1223 nucleotides. It is a transcript of the gene C2H13orf42, whose product is annotated as chromosome 2 C13orf42 homolog. Lineage: Eukaryota; Metazoa; Chordata; Amphibia; Anura; Myobatrachidae. The coding region runs from base 51 to 842 and encodes 263 amino acids. The record is from RefSeq and is a predicted model, not a curated record. The transcript has 3 exons.
AGAUCAAACGCAUAUUGUAAUUAUACAGCAAAGUUUUGAAAAAAAAAAAAAUGCUAAAAAAAAUCCAUUCAGCCUUUCAUCCGAAUUCCUGCAGUCGUGAUCUUAUAGAGGGUAACACAUCUUAUGAUGGCACGCUCUCGCCAGUACGACUGGUCCGCAGCACCUCUAUGUUUGUGGUUGGAGGUGGUAAACAGACCAUUUCUGGGUCCUUAAAAAAAUACAAAAGUACCACGAAUAUUGAGGGGUCAGGAUGCUGCCAUUACAAAGAUGAGGACUCAGCGUGGAUGUUUGGCAAGACUCAGGAUUUUCUCCAAUAUCUACAGGAUCUAUUAGCGCUCAGAAAAAAAUACCUGAGCAGUCUCAAUAACUUGAGGUGUAUGACCGGAGUCUCCGAAUACUCUCCAGUAUCAACAAAGUCUUCCAGAUCUGGAAAACCGGCACCAUCACAAGAGACGGGUGAUUGCAAGGUUUCGAAGGACAAUGUAAGACAGCUUCCCAACUGUGAUAUCUUAGAUGCAAUCGCUUAUUUCGACUCCAUCAUUGCAGAACUGGACGCAGAAAAGAGAAUAAGAACGACAACGAGUAAUUACAAGCAUGCAGAUGUGGACUUUGAUGUGGCCACCAGUAGCAGAGAUCACACUCUUCAUUCAAACUGGAUUCUACGAGCGGCACGAAGAAGCACAGAGGAGGUCUUCAGGACGUCCGUUUACAGCCAGUCUUGGAGAAGCUGCACCGGGAACACAAGCAUCAAGAGGAUAGAGCGAUAUCCUAUCUAUUUGCCGAAAGCUGUUGAAGGGGCAUUUAACACAUUGAAGUUUAAACCUCAGCCCAAAAUAAAAUAGCUGAAGUGUAACUGCUUAGGUGCCGCUAGCCCAAUAUACAAAUAAUAGCAUCAAUAUUAUUUCCGGGUUUAGGGUAACCCUGCGUAACUUGUCCCAGUCAGCUUUUUGUGCGCUCCGUAGUCCUGCUACUCAUUACUAUUAUGCAGAUAAGACGUUGCUGAUAAUUGGGGUCACUCUCUUUAUUGUGUGAGACAAAUGCAAUUAAGGGGAACUGAGGAAUAACUGUAAAACAAUGACAAAAAAAACAAACACAAGAAGAACAUCAAAUGAUCAGAUAAGGAAAGAUCAAAAUACAUACAAUUUUAGAGCUACUGCUAAUUAUAAACUAUGUGAUACUCUGCGUGUAUCAAAUUAAUGAAAUAAGUAUUUGAAAUUGGUCUA